UAGGGCGUGUGUGUGUAAAGUAGCCUAUGAGAGAGUAUGGCCCCCAGUCAGCUGUAUAGGAGCUCGGUGAUAUAAGGAAGCUGAUGUGGCAGGCACUGCCUAGUCAGACUCAGCUAGGAUUCAUCGUAUUAAUAACAUCCCAAACCAACACCAAAUAUGUCUCACCUACAUCCAGCACUCUCAACUGAGCAGAAGAAGGAACUUGCGGAGAAUGCACAACGUAUUGUAGCAAAUGGAAAAGGAAUACUGGCAGCAGAUGAGUCUGUUGGCACUAUGGGAAGCAGGCUCAAGCGCAUCAAUGUGGAGAACACUGAGGAGAACCGACGUACAUUUCGUGAUCUCCUUUUCACUUCAGAUGCAUCUGUGAAUAAGUAUAUUGGUGGUGUCAUUCUCUUCCACGAAACUCUCUAUCAGAAGUCUAGAAAUGGCGUUCCCUUCACAAAAAUCCUUAAAGAUCUUGGCAUUGUUGUUGGAAUAAAGGUAGAUAAAGGCACAGCUCCUUUAGCUGGCACUGAUGGAGAAACAACAACUCAGGGUCUGGAUGGUCUAGCAGAGCGUUGUGCUCAGUAUAAGAAGGAUGGGGCAGACUUUGCCAAAUGGCGGUGUGUGCUUAAAAUCUCAGACUCUGCACCCUCAAGUCUUGCUAUAUAUGAAAAUGCUAAUGUAUUGGCCCGAUAUGCCAGCAUCUGCCAACAGAAUGGUCUUGUUCCAAUUGUGGAGCCUGAAAUUCUAUGUGAUGGAUCUCAUGACCUCCAGAGAUGUCAGUAUGAGACUGAAAAGGUACUGUCUGCUGUGUAUGCUGCACUUAUUCAGCACCACGUCUACCUGGAGGGAACACUGUUAAAACCAAACAUGGUUACAGCUGGUCAGUCCUGUCCACAGAAAUUUACUCCAGAGCAAGUUGGAAUGGCUACUGUCACUGCAUUGAGACGCACAGUCCCUGCUGCUGUGCCAGGCAUCUGCUUCCUCUCCGGAGGUCAAAGUGAAGAGGAAGCGUCACUCAAUCUGAAUGCUAUGAACCGCUGCACUCUCGCCAGGCCUUGGCGUGUAUCGUUCUCCUAUGGGCGUGCACUACAGGCUUCUGCACUCUCAGCCUGGCUUGGGAAACCUGAGAAUGAGAAAGCUGCUCAAGUGGCCUUCCUUAAGCGUGCACAGAUUAAUAGUCAAGCAUCUGUCGGUCAGUACGUACCAUCUGGAUCAUCAGAUAGUGCUGCUUCUCAGUCCCUCUUCCAGCCUAGUUACACCUACUAAAGAUCAUCUAGAAUGUUGAAUAUUUCAGUUUUCCCUACCAAUAAAUCAUGGCCAUUUCUCCCAUAACAAAUGUAUAUUGUCAAUUAACCUCAAAUUAAAUGGCCCUUUCCGUUUAUGCAAAUAUAUAGGGGCCUAGGCCCGUACAACGGUUCUGAGAGGGCAAUUCAUCUGGACACACUCUGGAGCAAAAACAAUUUUUCUACCUCCAAUACUCCUCUUUUCUGACUAUGGGUUAUGCUAGCACAGACAACAUUCCGAAAUGUGAAUCCUCAAGUAUUCCUAAGUUCCAUGUCUAAUUGACUCUUGUUGAGACUACAUUCCUGCUCUUGAAUUUAUUAAUUAAAAUUGUACUAAAAAUGUG
Molecule: messenger RNA, 1612 nt
Organism: Bombina bombina (fire-bellied toad)
Lineage: Eukaryota; Metazoa; Chordata; Amphibia; Anura; Bombinatoridae
Product: fructose-bisphosphate aldolase B
Exons: 9
Coding region: 157-1251 (364 amino acids)
Biological process (GO): fructose 1,6-bisphosphate metabolic process; glycolytic process
Cellular component (GO): cytosol
Molecular function (GO): fructose-1-phosphate aldolase activity; fructose-bisphosphate aldolase activity
Source: RefSeq, a predicted model, not a curated record